This is a messenger RNA of Penicillium subrubescens, 1074 nucleotides long. RefSeq lists its product as uncharacterized. The transcript has a single exon. Gene Ontology annotation, cellular component: cytosol. Gene Ontology annotation, molecular function: D-arabinose 1-dehydrogenase [NAD(P)+] activity. The record is from RefSeq and is a predicted model, not a curated record. The coding region runs from base 1 to 1074 and encodes 357 amino acids. NCBI's taxonomy places the organism in Eukaryota, Fungi, Ascomycota, Eurotiomycetes, Eurotiales, Aspergillaceae. Gene Ontology annotation, biological process: dehydro-D-arabinono-1,4-lactone biosynthetic process.
AUGGAAAAGCGAAGAGAUUGCAAACUCCCAGAGAUCAUUCCACCUUUGAUACUUGGCGGAGGUGGCUUCAACUACCAGGUCAACGCGAAUCCCCGGAGUCUGCCCAUUCGAUCCAUCAUCAAGUCAGCCUUUGAGCUAGGGUUUCGCGCUUUUGAUACAUCUCCAUAUUACGGCCCGUCGGAGGAACUCAUUGGAGAUGCACUCUCGCAACCCGCCGUCACUGAAAAAUACCCUCGCGAAGAGUAUAUUCUGAUGACGAAAGUCGGGCGAAUCAGUGCAGAGGAGUUCAAUUACUCGCCGACUUGGGUUGAGUAUUCAGUGCGGAGGUCUCUACAGAGAUUGCAGACUUCCUACCUGGAUAUUGUUUUCUGUCACGAUGUGGAGUUCGUUACCGAGAACGACGUCAUGGGUGCUCUGGGAGUACUUUACAGAUUAGUCGCGCAAGGACUGAUUCGAUACGUGGGCAUUUCGGGAUACAGACUUGAUGUUCUUGUCAAGCUAUCUAGAUCAGCUCGCGAACUGUACGGUCGUCCAUUGGAUAUAGUUCAGAGUUGGGCACAGUUAACCCUGCAAAAUACUCGUUUGCUAUCAGAUGAUGAAGGUCUACAAGCUCUACUGAAUGAGGGUGUAUCCUGCGUCUGUAACUCCAGUCCCUUGGCGAUCGGUCUCCUUCGCUCGGGUGGUGUACCGCAGGGCUCACUUGGAGACUUUCAUCCUGCCCCAGCCGAGCUUCGAUAUCUGGCGCAGCAGGCGGCGGAAUGGGUGGAGGCUCAUGGCGAGAGCCUCUCCGCGCUGUCGAUGCGUUUCUCGAUCUCACAAGCACUGCUUGCGUCGUCUGAGAGCUUUCGGGUAAGCACCAUCACUGGAGUCAGCUCAGAGUUAGAGCUCACAGAAAAUGUUGCAGCAGCCAGACAGGUGUUUGGACACAAAGUCUCGAAGCUGAAUUCUACGUUCGAGAGAUCUGGAUCUCCAUUUACCUUUUUAUUGCCCCAAAGCCUUCAACUCAAGCUAGAUCAGCCUCUAUAUGAGGGCGUACAAAAGAUCCUUCAUCAGUGGUUGGGAUACUCUUUUUAG